AUGAGCAAAGCAACCCUUGAAAUUUUACUUGUGAAUGCCAGUGGCAUCAGACGCACAAAUCUCAUCGGGAAAGCAUACUACUAUGUCAUCAUCGAAUGUGGGGAUCAACAACGCAUCACCAAACUGUCAUCUUCAGGCAAAGAUCACAAGACAUGCUGGAACCAGAAGUUCAGGUUCGAAGCGCCCCUAAUCGAUUGGAAGCGGAGAACCCAUCUCAAGCUCACCAUCUUGGACACGGAGCUGUUCAAAGAUGGAGAAUUUGUUGGUGAAACCAUAAUCUACCUUGGAGGGAUAGUGGCAGAGGGGAAAGACAGAGAGGUUGUGGAGAUGAAACCAGCUCCAUACAAUGUUGUCCUCCAUGAUGGUACUUUCAAAGGACAGAUCAAGCUUGGGAUCAAAUUCAUGACUGUCACUCAUGAGAUGUUGAAAAAUGCGCAGGAAGAGGAAGAGGAGGAGGCGGCUAGGGAGAUCGUUGCCGCGCAGCUGCCCAGUAGCACUGCUACUGCUGCACAGAAGGCAGCAAGGCGAUCUUCGUCUUCAUCAGCAGCAGUAUGGGAAGCCAUAAGCAGUGUGUGGAAAUCUUCGUGGUGGAAGUUUUGGAGUUAUUGCAGUCCUAAAAGUGGCAAGAGCAAGCCAAAGUCAAAUUAA
Messenger RNA from Linum tenue, 648 nucleotides. The record is from the annotation of a GenBank genome assembly. NCBI's taxonomy places the organism in Eukaryota, Viridiplantae, Streptophyta, Magnoliopsida, Malpighiales, Linaceae.